Molecule: messenger RNA, 3606 nt
Organism: Symbiodinium natans
Lineage: Eukaryota; Dinophyceae; Suessiales; Symbiodiniaceae
Source: the annotation of a GenBank genome assembly
AUGGCGCCGAGACCUGCGAGAAAGGCCGAGCUGCUCAGGCUCAUCCUCCGACGGAAGCGGCAAGCUCCAACAGGCACGGAUCACGAAGCAUUGCGGGCGAUCGAUUUGCUGCGAGCUUCUGGUUGGUUGCAAACAGCAAAAGAAUUCACAAUAGUUCUGAGCUCACUCACCAACAUGGCCCUCUGGCAGAAAGCGGGCAAUACCCUACACCUGAUGAGCAGCAUGCGAGUAGAGGCUGACGCGGCUGCACGGCACGCAGCACUGUCUGGAAGCAACUGGCAGCUGGCAAGGUCCUUACUGAGGAUCGAAUCCAGUGAGAAAGACAUCAACGACGCAGCCUCGCUUCAAGCACGAGCCUGUGCUUCGGGUGCUUCGGCACAGACUUGGCCUCAGGCCCUCGGAGUGCUUGAGCAACUGGCAUGGAUGAGAGUCCAGUCAAGCAUCCAAGUGCACACAGCUGUAGCUGGAGCCUUUUCAGCGCGUGCGUCAUGGCAGCUUGCCUGUGAGCAAGUGGCCGUAGUAGCAGAGAUCGGCCCGGAUCCUCAAUUCUUUACAGCCGUGGCUGGGACUUGCUCCAAAGCAGGACAGUGGCUUCACACAUUGCAGCUCCUGAAAAUGGCUGCGGUGCGGCAUGACGUAGCUGUGUUUGGAGUGGUUCUCCAUGCCCUGGCAAAGGGACAACAGCUGGAGGGCCUGCUCAGCGUCCUUGCAGAUUUUCAGAAUUCAAGGCUCCGCCUCAACUCCGCCAUUGUGAGUGCAGCUGUGGGCGCUUUCGGAGCUUCAGCGCUGCCUGCCUCAGGUGGCCGCCAGACUUGGGAACUUGGGCUUUGUCUGAUGGGUCAGUUGCGGGCUGCGCGGGCAGCGGGGGAGCGGCAUCAGAACACAGGAGGACCUGAUGCGAUGGCCUACAACAGCUUGCUGGCGGCUUUCGAUCGCAGCUGCAAAUGGGAGCUGGCGCUGCUCUAUGGCUUGGGCUCUUCUGGGCUUCGCGAGUCGAACCUUCGGCCGGACGUCGUAACAUGGACCUCGGCUAUUUCCUCUUGCAGGAGUGUCUCGGGCUGGCAGCAAAUGGCGACCAUGCUCCUCGCCAUGGAGAGCUCCGGGGUCAAACACGGCCCCGAGGCAACAGGUGCAGCUCUGGACGCUUGUUCUCAGGCUGGGGUGUGGGACUGGGCGAUGCGCUUCUACCAGGUCUUGCAGUCUUCUCGAGUUCUUCUGACAGAAGGACCCACCUCGCAGUCCACCCUCAUCUACGCAAUGGCCAUCAGUGCUUGUGAAUUCAGCUUCCGAUGGAGCCACGCGCUCUUCUUGCACGAGUUGGCAGCUUCUGAGGGUUCUGCAUCGAUGGCGACCUUCAACGCUUUGACCGAUUGCUUGGGCAAGUCUGCUUGUUGGCUGCGAGCGCAGAUGGCAUUGUCUGGCAUGCAGCUCCAGUCCUUUCAGCCAGGAGACUUGGCUCUGUUUGCCGCGGCGCGCGCCUGCGGCAGUCGUGGUCAGCGGCAGUGGGAGAUGGCCACGGCCUUCUUGGCGCGGCUCCGCUCCUCUGUCUCUGUGGACCCCGCAGCUUACUUGAACUUCCAAGCUUUGCGGACAGUGUCGGCAUGUGUUGGCCGUGUUGGUUUCUGCUGCUGGACCAGCUACAACAGAGUGCUGGCGUACUACUGGACAAGUCAGCUUCUCGCAUGCUGGAACACGGCGCGGAAGGAAAAGAUCAAGGGCGUUUUGGCUGCACCUUUGUCAGUCGUGGAAGCGUUUCAGAACAGUUGGAAAGCCCUAAGGCUCCGUGGACAGAUCCUGAAGGACAACGGCAAUGGAACAUUCCAGUACGACUCGGGAGAGAUCGAGCUGACAGUUCCCUCAGCCAACCUUCGGCUGGAGAGGCUCUUGUCGGUCUGGUGCGUGCGCUGCCAGACACCCGACAAUUUUACUGAGGUGUCAGCAGAGCAGAAUCCGAGGUUGCUGCUGCACCCGUGCCGGCACACGCGGGGUGGGCUACCAAGUGCCGCUGCAAAGCCUGCGGUGCAAACCUUAGCAAGACAAGAUCCUGAAGCAGCCCAGGAUCAAAGGCAGGAAGGCAUCAAAGGCAUCCUUGUCCUGAACAUGCCGAGGUUCUACCUCUACCUCUGGGUAGCCAAACUCGUCAGCCAGUGCCAGCAGAGAACUCCAGGAGUUCAAGCAGUCGAUGGCAAUGCGGACGUCCUUGACCCUAGCGUGGUUCCACCAUACCGCUUGUGGUGCAUCUAUGCUGAGGGAGUGGAUUUGGCCAAGCUGACCUCCGAACAGCGUGCUGUGCCGGGCAGCGGCAAAGCGGAAUCGAUCUUUGGCCGAACAGCCCAGCCGAAUGCCGUGUGGGAGACUCUGGUGCCCAACAGGUUCAACCACUCGACCAUCUCUCGCGAGCACCUGAAGGUAGUUGCACGCAGCUCUUCCAAGCACCUGGGUAUACCCCAGGUGUCCUUUGGCGUCAUCUGCCUGUCACAGAAUUCGUUCUUCCUGAAUGGAAAGCACAUGGACAGAAGUACAGGAGAGCAUGCGCUGGAACAUGGAGACGUGCUGUCCCUGGCCGCGCAUCCCGUAUCGUCACCUGCGGACAGCCAGAAGAAAGUGUUCGUUGUCUUCCAGUUCGAGGUGCUUGGCCCGAGCCCCGCGGCGGCAGCGCUGCCCACCGCCCGGCCAAGCGAGGAGGAGGAGGCACCUGGUCCACAGCAACCAACAAAGGGGCCUUUUGAUGACCUCGACAGUCAAGAGGAACUGCAACGUCCUCCGAAUGGAACGGUCGCCGGCCGCUGGCGCGCGUCGGCAUCGGCACCGGCGCCGUCGGAUGCCCUGUACGCUUUGGAGGUACACGGAGACGAAAUUCGGGGGUGGCUGCCUGCUGAAGAAAGGCAGCUCUUCGGCUGCGAGCCAGCCUCCGAGGCAGCGUCACCCUGGCUUCGCAUCGGCCGCUUCUACCAAAGGGGUUUGUGGGAGCGCAUCCUUACGGACGAAGUGCUCAAAGGAGGCACGCUGUGGGGCUCGAUCAUGGCGCAGGAUCACUUCGAGAUUUUAGCCAUCCGCAAAAACAAUCCCCGGUCCUCCGAGCCACCCGACUGGCGCUUCAAAAUGCGGGUUCUGAGUGCCGCUGGUGUCACUCUGAACUACAGCAUUGUCUGCACUUCCGGUGAUGAAAGGGAGCUGGGGCCCAGUGAUACGUUGACCCUCAAGCGCCCGUGUGCCAGAAGCACCCCAUUGCCAACAGUUGGAGAGGGACCAGAUGGCCAGCCGAUGAGGGGCCUACACAUGACCUUCAUCCCACUUGCAGGGUCUUUGGCGCAGCAAGCGUUGGAGUCCGAGACGGAGUUCGCAAGCUUCCUGGAGCCAGAGCCUGGCGAGCGUCCACAGCUUCCAGAGCUGUCUGACUCUGAAACCGAGAACUCUUGUCACGACAGACCAGGAGGAAGCGCUUCAGCCCUGGCCUCUGCCUAUCCACGUGCGGGCGCGUUGCGACCACCAACCGGUGUCUUGCCGUUCAACAGCGAGAGCUUUGAUGAGGCAGACGUCUUUGUCGCUCCUCGACGUAUGGGGCCAAGCUGCGCGUACUCCAAACAAGAGCUUGUCCACGACUGA